GUAAACACAUGUCAUGAAGGUUAACGAAGGAGGUGGUAGUCUGCCUAUAUAUUUGUACUGCUUGGUUUAUAUUAUUGUUAUCAGUAUAAUACAAAGUUCACAAUGAGGUACCAUGGUAUAGUACUUUUAUUCAUUUUUUUCCAGAUAAUUUCAACAGCCUUCUCUGAUGAACCAGAGAAAGAUGGCGGGGAAAAGAGAAUAGGCUACGAAGAUGGCCAGAUAACUUCAGUAACAGUAUACACCGGAGAUACCAAGCCUACAGGUGAAACUGUGCCUUCGACUGGGACUGGUACCGGAAGCGGCACUAGCGGUGGUGGUUCUGCCGAUAGCGGUACUACUACUGGGGGCGCUCAGCAGCAAGGACCGUUCACCGGAUUCCCAGGUAGACCCAGACCCAGACCCAGGCCUGGGCACGGAAGACCUGGCCAUUGGUUCCGCCCUUUUGGCUAUCGUGGAGGCCGGCGAACUGUUUCGCAAGGUGAGGAAGAGGAAAACUCGUCGUCAGAAAAUGUUGGUUCUAGCCCACAAUAAUUAAAAAAUUGUAAUAUCAGUACAUUGAUUUAACUACAUUUAUGAAUUUUA
Molecule: messenger RNA, 582 nt
Organism: Homalodisca vitripennis (glassy-winged sharpshooter)
Lineage: Eukaryota; Metazoa; Arthropoda; Insecta; Hemiptera; Cicadellidae
Exons: 2
Coding region: 103-531 (142 amino acids)
Source: RefSeq, a predicted model, not a curated record